Ostertagia ostertagi is the source of this 666-nucleotide messenger RNA. The record is from the annotation of a GenBank genome assembly. Lineage: Eukaryota; Metazoa; Nematoda; Chromadorea; Rhabditida; Trichostrongylidae.
AAGUAUUUUCCCUGGUGUCGACUGCCACAAGAGUUGCAAGUCAAAGUUCUGCAGAAUCUCCGUCGAAGUGAUGUUGACAAAUUUCAACUGCUGAAUCGGGAAACGUUUGAGCUUGUUGGGCGCAACCAACGGCUGUUGAAAAGGAGACACAUUGAAAGGAUGCUGAUACGGGUGGACACGAAUCUAAGCAGAUUUGAAGCGGUUUGCCGGCGACGAUCAAAAAAAGAUUGGGUGUCUUUCUUUUCACUGGACGACCUCCCAAAGGCGCUCAGAAACUCUGACAUUCAGUCCCUGGAAAUCGUUAAGGUGGCCGCUCGGGAUCUGCCUUUGAUCUUGUCGUACUUCCUGGAUGCUGGCAGUCGAGUACAGGAGUUAACGAUAAAAGAUGCACCAUUCCUCAUCGCUGACAGCCCAUCAUCAAUUCUUCGAUUCCUUCUCGACGUCGCUCCGGAAGAUAUCUGCUUCCUCAAGAUUAGCUGUUGGGACGGCCUUGGUCCCGAGGUUUUCCAGGUCAUUGUAUCGAGAGAACGCUUUUGUGUUUCCAGCUGGGGAAAUGCUCGAGUAAUUCCAAUAGACGACAACAUUCUUGCCGAGCUCACUGCCACUUCUUUCUUUAUUGGCGCUCCGAACAACAUCACCAUCGAUGGUUUGCUCUCAUUUGUUGAG